Perca fluviatilis (European perch) is the source of this 3699-nucleotide messenger RNA. RefSeq names its product potassium inwardly rectifying channel subfamily J member 11 (gene kcnj11). The record is from RefSeq and is a predicted model, not a curated record. Bases 1056 to 2225 code for a protein of 389 amino acids. Gene Ontology annotation, molecular function: ATP-activated inward rectifier potassium channel activity. Gene Ontology annotation, biological process: regulation of monoatomic ion transmembrane transport; potassium ion import across plasma membrane. The transcript has a single exon. Lineage: Eukaryota; Metazoa; Chordata; Actinopteri; Perciformes; Percidae. Gene Ontology annotation, cellular component: plasma membrane.
GCGGAUCGCAGGUUUAAAAUGAGCGGAGUACUGCACGAUGCUGUCGAGCAAGACGAGGCAAAGAGCCAGAAACAGCAUAGUGAUAAUCUUCGUGUACUCAGGGUGUCAGAGUGCAGAGUGGGAUGAGCGGCUGCGCCUGCUGCAGACAGGACUGCCAUGUGACAAGUUCUAUGGAUGCCAGAGGAGCACAGUGGCCUGUAAAAUCAAGUUUCCAUGGGUGGUAUGAAAAGGAGAAUGAGCCCAGCAGAUUUCAAAAACAGGACUGGAUUGUUAAGUAAAAGACUAAUUAUUGUCCCUGUGUGUAAACAGCCCACUUUCUAUUCAUAGAAAGGGACGUUUAUAGCAGCCUGAGUCUGAUUUACUGUAGAGUGCCCUAUAUUUAACCCAUUAUACAUUCAGAGUGUAUGAGCUGCCUGUGGCCUUUAGGCUGCACAACUGAACUGAUCUUUUAAUGCACAAUGGGCCCACUCCUGCAUUCUCAAUGAAAAUCACAGGAAGGGCACCACGGAGAUGGUAGAGGGGGAGGGGGCACCUCUCCACCUCACCACGUCUCCAGCUCACGUUACCGAGCGAUGGUGAAGUGGCGGAGUCAGCGCAGAGCCAAGCUGCGCCACUAAAGCCAGCCUUAUCAUCUAAAGAUAAAAGGCAGCUCGCAUGCCCAUUAUGUUCCUGCAUCGACAUUUUACAUCUCCCUGAAUUUCCACGGUGAGUGCGCACCACCGCGGGGGUCCAUUCACAAUGGGACGGGGCGGUGUGGCGCAUCUAUGCCCGCCCGGUGGGCGCUGUGAGUGACGGCGGCAGCUGUGGAGCUGGAAGAAGAAUCUUCUCCUGGGACCUCGCGGUUGUGUGAAGCGCCUGAUCUGGAGGCAACGUGAGGAGCGCACAUACCUCCAGAAAAACGGACGACAAGACUCCUUCCUUCUUGCGCCCGACAGCUGCUGAGGAGCUAGCCGAUUGGUAAGAAAAAAGGGGGAAAUACUUCAUCUUUCAGCAGGGCAGAGACCAAUCUGUACAUUCAAAGCAGAAAGGCUGUGGGCGCGUAGUAUGGGAGCGCUAUGUUGUCCAGGAAAGGACUCGUCCCUGAGGAUUAUUUGCUGACCCGUUUAGCUGAGAAUGUUCUGCAGCCCAAGUUGUUCAAGGCCAAACCGAGGAAAGCUCGCUUCGUCGCCAAGAACGGCGCCUGCAAUGUAGCGCACACCAACAUCCGAGAACAGGGCCGAUUCUUGCAGGACGUCUUCACCACUCUCGUGGAUUUAAAAUGGCUCCACACGCUCAUUAUUUUCACCAUGUCCUUCCUGUGCAGCUGGCUUCUUUUCGGGAUGAUCUGGUGGCUCAUUGCCUUUGCGCACGGCGACUUGGACCCGAGAGGAGACGACUUUGUCCCGUGCGUAACGGACAUUCACUCCUUCUCCUCAGCCUUCCUCUUCUCCAUAGAGGUCCAGGUGACCAUCGGCUUCGGGGGCCGGAUGGUCACCGAGGAGUGCUUCUCCGCCAUCCUCAUCCUGAUCGUGCAGAACAUCGUCGGGCUGCUCAUCAACGCCAUCAUGCUCGGCUGCAUCUUUAUGAAAACCGCGCAAGCCAAUCGGCGCGCAGAGACGCUCAUUUUCAGCAAGCACGCAGUCAUCUCCGUCCGGAACAACAAGCUGUGCUUCAUGAUGCGCCUCGGCGACCUGAGGAAAAGCAUGAUCAUCAGCGCCACCGUGCGGCUGCAGGUGGUGAGGAGAACCACCACCGAGGAAGGCGAGGUGGUGCCUCUGAACCAGAUCGACAUACACUUGGAUAACCCGGUGGGCACCAACGGCGUCUUCCUGGUGUCCCCCCUGAUCAUCUGUCACGUCAUCGACAAGGACAGCCCUCUCUACGAGCUGUCCGCUCUGGACCUGCAGCACGAGGACAUCGAAGUGAUCGCGGUGCUGGAGGGGGUGGUGGAGACCACGGGCAUCACCACCCAGGCUCGGACCUCCUACGUGUCGGAGGAGAUCCUGUGGGGGCAGCGCUUCGUGCCCACAGUGUCCGAGGAGGACGGCAUGUACGCGGUGGACUACUCCAAGUUCGGUAACACCACGAAGGUGCCGACGCCGUGCUGCAGCGCCAAGCAACUGGACGAGGCAGGUGGCAUCGCUCGGUUUAAACUCAACGAGGGCGUCACUUUGCGGGCGACUGUGAGAAGGCGGCGGGGCUCUACGGUGGCCCGCAGGUCCAAGGUGGAGACUUUAGUGAGCUGAUGAUCCACGUAGACCCUGUCUGCCAGCAUUUUAUAUGAGAAAUAACUAUUUUAAGUUUGUAGAGUUAAAUGACAACAAUAUUAUUUAUUUUAAAAUGAAAAUAUGUUGUACUGUAGAGCACGUCAGUAAUCAGUAAUCCACAUCACAUCUAUCUCUUCAGUCAAUGUCACAACAAGCCUUUUACUCAGGGUCGGAGUGAAAACGCACGAAGACAGAAUGCACUAAUAUAAAAAUGAGAUGGGACUGUUAGAAAAACGGAGGAAUCCCGGUGCACAGAAUGAACAGAAAGUCCAGUUUGGAUGCGUUUGAUCUUUUUGUUUUUUAAAUUAAGAGUGACUGCAUGUAUCUUGAAUCAAUAAAGGUGAAUGCUUCAUGUAAAGUGUGUUGUGGAUGGAGAAGCCACAUUAUAUGAUUUAAAAGGGACACUCCAAUGAGUCAGUAUUAAACUCCCAUAAAGUUAAGGGACUCACAAGCAUGUUUAUCAGCGUUUUAAGCCCCCAACUAGGAUUAGGCAAUGGUUAUGGUUAUGGUUUAGGUGCCUUGAAGUCAACGGUCGCAGCGCUGCCUGGAAGGAGACGUCGGGGGCUUAAAACAUCAUCGUGCCACAAGCAGAGCCUGACUGAUACUGGAGUUUGAGGCCGAUAUCAAUAUUUGUCCAGUAAUGAUCCGGCAAAAAAAUUUUUUUAUACCAAUCACUGCACUUUGGGAAUUAAAUAAUUGAGACAAAGACAUGUAGUGCGCAAGACAUUUUACUAGUAUGAUUUAAUCACCCAAAAUACGACCCUACAUGUCCUAUAAUGCAACCAUCUUUUCAUUUUGGCCUCUCUUUCUGGUCAACUUCCACAUCUUUCAAAUUGUAUGCUCCCAGUUUGCAACACAUAUUCGGUUAUAAAUACGUACUCCCCAAACUGGACUGUUUUAUGUACAGAGCUCCCGCAGUGACAGAAGCCAUUACACAACUGUUUUUACAGACUGAGUGGUACUCCUCGGGACUAGUAAACUGUGUGUAAAAUAAGUGGAGUUGCCCUUUAAAAAUAGCAUCAUGUUUUUGAGGCUGGCACACAGGAUGCUCAUGUUUCUUUCCUCUUGGAUAAUUUACACAAACCCAUUCAUACAAAAGACAGUGAGGCAAGGUGGCAUUUCUCUCUUUUAUUAGAUUAUGAUCCGCAGAGCUUAAAAUAUUAAAUUGCUUUUAACUUAGUUAAUAAUUAAAAUACAUAAAAACGAGAGCCAGAACUGAAGAACCCUGCAAAAAAAAAAAGAAAAAAAAAAAAUUUAAAAUAAAUAAAAAAGGAGAAUCAUAAACCCAAUCCUCCUCCACACAGAGGCUAUGUCUGACAGAACCUGCUUGCGAUUCUUUGUACAGUCCAAGCAGACUGUGCCUUUUCUAUACAUGUGUAAUGAUACCAUUAUUGUUAUUUCGGAACAAAUUUUCAUCUGGUAAUCUUUAAAAAAAAAAAAAAAAAAAAAAAAA